UUAUAACAUGUAUAACAGUAUUAUAUUAAUUUGUCAUUUGAUCAACAGUAAAGUUGUUUCUGACAGAAUGUUUUCUUAGGGAAAUUGAAUGGUGAACAAAAAAUUGAAUAAAUAUUGUUAAAUUUUGAACUGAAUUUAUAGACUCAUUGUAAAAUAAGAAAUGUUAAACAUGCAUGAUAUAUAAUAUAUAAAAGUUCAUUUGUGUUGGUAGUUACUUCUUCGGUGUCCAAUAUUCUUAUAGCGUACGUACAGUGAAACAUAAUGUCUAAGUGACUCAAUAUAAAGGUGUUGUGACAGUUCUGAACAGACUGAACUCCGCCGUGAGUGCUCUAGUAACCUCGCCUUCAAAGACCUGUCAAACAUGCCCCUCUUUUUCAUAAUAAUGCCAAUUACAUAACAUCUUACAUAAAGAUCGAUAAAACAUUAAUUAAAUAUCAGUCUGUUUCCUUGGAAUGCAAUAAAUUGACACUUGUCUAAUAUGACAUUAAAUGAAGACUAUUGCUGACUUAUUUCCACAUAUAGCAGAUAUUACCACCACUAGGCCUAGGGUGCCUAUUACUACCACUGUGGCAGUGACUACUGCAACUUUAGUGUCGAAAGACAGUACUGAACAGCAAACUGACAUUGAUACUAGCAGACAGACUCAAGGAACAACAAAGUUUACAUCAACAACUUCAUAUACAAACAGUCCUGCAGAUAUCACCACCACUAGGCCUAGGGUGCCUAUUACUACCACAGUGGCAGUAACUACUGCAACUUUAGUGUCGAAAGACAGUACUGAACAGCAAACUGACAUUGCUACUAGCAGACAGACUCAAGGAACAACAAAGUUUACAUCAACUUCUUAUAGGCCUGGAAUGAUGGAAAGACAGGGAAGUAGCACCCCAGCAAUCGUGGGAGGGGUGUGUGGUGCAGCAGUCAUCUUCAUCAUCGCUGGUGUGGCUGUCUUUAUACUGUGGCGCAGGAAGUUCAGGCACAAUACUGAAAAAGGCAACAACAGAGGGGUGACCAUGAGUAGUUUACAGAAUGGACACCCCCACCCUACUGAGGGUACAGUGGACAAUGUGAUAUAUGCUGGUGACAACGCAGGAAUCGUGGACAACCUCAUCUACGAGGGCGGGAUGGGAGCGGACGGCGUGUUCUCAAACCCUGGGUACGCGGACAAGACACCGCAGUUCAAACCACGCAUGGAUGUACCAGGUGCAUUUGUACAGCCCAACCCAGGAGCAACCAACAAGACCCCCCAACCCCAGCGGAACGUUAUCAUAGACGAGCCCCAGUAUGCACAGAUAGUUGAUGACCAGUAUGCAGAUCCUCAGAAAGUACGAGACAAGAAAAACAAGAAGAAAGCAGACAAGGACAAAAACUAUGCCGACCUUCAUGGGCCACAGCCGGGUGCAAAUAACUCAAACAGCAACCAUGUCUACCAGGGACUGAAUAAAGGUACCGACUAUCAAAGUUUGAGGGGUCCGAGAGAGCAUCACGAAGUAAGGCCUUCUCAGGUACCAAAAACUCCGCAAGACGGACACGAUUAUGCUUCCCUUGCACCUGGAGGUUCAAAGCCAAGUGCAGGAACAUUGUCGAAGGAAGGACCAGACUAUACGGUGUUGGAAGGCCCAGACUCCCCCGGGGAGGAGACUGCAGCAGGGCCAGAUUACACCACCCUGGAUGGCCCAGACUCCCCCGGGGAUGAGAUUACCUCAGGCCCAGACUACACAGUUCUGGAUGGCCCAGAUUCUCCAGGUGAUUAAGACAUACUAGUAUCAACUUCUGACGUUUUGGGAGCAUCAUCAAGGACUUCAAGAUGCCUUGUUCAGUAAUUCUGUGUAAUUACAUUUAUGUAAAUAUAAUGGAUUUAAACGAAUUUACCACUAUACAGUUUAAGGAAAAACUGUUAAGAUAUUUUCAAACUGGAAUUGGUGCUGGGACCAUAUAGCAUUUUUUAAAAGUUUUAUCUUAAUAAUUCUAUCCAACUGACCCUUGUGAGAAAUUCUUCUAUGUCUGUAAUCCAAGUUACCCCCAGACUGAGUCAAUAUGUGCAUUUAAUCAAGGAUGACAAACUGUAUUUUUAGCCUGGAGAGAGAGCCAAGGCUUCCAGUGACAUAUUAGGAAAGCCUGAGGAGAUAAUUGUUAACUAUUAAUAACCAGAGAAGCACAGAGCAAGGUUAGCGUGUUUGUGUGGAAUGUGGUUCUGGCUGGGAGAGUGCAAAUGUUUGUGGAUCAAAUCACACCUCCAGUCCACGGGUUCAUGUUCAUGUUAGUGGAUCAAGGUUAUCGUUAUCGUGUGAUAUGUCCUUAUUUUGAAUUUUCUUCUCAUUUGGGACUAAAGUUUUAUCAGACAGGACUGUGAGAAAUUCCUCUAUUGCUAAAUAGAUUACUGUAAUUAUGAUAAGUGUAAGUUAAAAAAUAAUGUCUGGUAAAAUAUCAAU
Branchiostoma belcheri (Belcher's lancelet) is the source of this 2429-nucleotide messenger RNA. RefSeq lists its product as uncharacterized. NCBI's taxonomy places the organism in Eukaryota, Metazoa, Chordata, Leptocardii, Amphioxiformes, Branchiostomatidae. The transcript is spliced from 6 exons. The coding region runs from base 489 to 1751 and encodes 420 amino acids. The record is from RefSeq and is a predicted model, not a curated record.